AUCGUAUGCGAUUGACUGUGCAAUGGCUUCUGCUUGCGGGAGGCCCAGCCUCCUCCUCCAUCCUGCCUCCGAUGACGAUGCCUUGAGGGAGCGCGAAACGUACAAGUCUGUCAUUGCCAACCUGUCUCUUCCAUUGCAGGACCUCCAGCAAGCCAGCCAAACGGCGUCAGUCUCCGGACCUGGGUCGCAACCAGAUCGCGCCUUGACAGCCUUCGCACAACUUGCAGCAUUCCGUCUGCGAGCGCGUAGAACAUUCGUUUCCUUGAUCGAUCGCAAAUACCACCCAACAUCGCCCGCGCUGACCUGCACCAAGNNAUAUGUCCUCGCCGAGGCCACUAGAACCCUCAGUCUGGAGAAAAAUACUGUCGAUGAUGACAAGGACAACCUGUGGGUAGGUGCGACUGCCUUUGAGAGGCGAUCCACCCCAUGCGAGUAUGCUGCCGGGCUCCUUGUCGCUCCAGAUCUGCUCACUGCAGAAGACAAGGGAGAUGUCGUAGUCUUCCCAGAUCUAUCCGAGCACGUCCUGUUCAAGGACCACGCUUUGGUCACUGAAGUUCCUCACGGUCGCUUCUACGCUGGAGUCCCCAUCAUUUCACCAAACGGUCACAACAUUGGAGUCUUUUGUGUUCUGGACGACAAGCCUAGAGCUGAAGGCCUUCGCACGACCGAGAUUGAGUUCAUGAAGGACAUGGCCAUGGUCAGAGCGACAGCUGAACUCAAUCGUUCUCAAAAUAUGGUCCAGGGACUAGGGCAAUUCGUAGAUGGAAAAGCCAGCAUAAAGGACUGGUGGAAAGGCCUUCACCAAGACAAGCCCGAUCACCCUCGAUCACGAGCUGGACCAGAGCGCAGCGGUCGUACCGGUAUCAGGUCUUCAAACUCGUCUUCCAGGCAUCUCCGGACAACUCCCACCCCUACCUAUUCACCUGAUGUGAGCCCUGGACCCGUCCUUGCGCUCGGGGCACAGGGAGACACACCUCGCGUUCCAAACUUUCCUCAGUCAACCACGCCAUCGCAAGAACCUCAAAAACCGUCAGAAGAGGCCGUGGUUGCCAACAAGUUACAAGAGGACUCCAUAUCUCCUGAUAUCAAGUCAACUUUCCAACGAGCUGCCGACAUUAUAAGAGAAUCCGUGGAUGUUGACGGAGCUAUUUUCCUUGACGCCUCUAUUGGAUCGUUUGCUGGCCUUGUUGAUGGAUCCCAAACGCAGCAAGGCUCGAUGACUCAGUCUUCUGCUGGUGGCUCUUCCUAUUCGGCCAGGACCAGCGAAACUUCGCAAACGAACGACGAAAAACAUUGUAUUGUUCUAGGCAGCUCGUUGACUUCAUCCGGAGAACGAAGAUCUUCUCACAUGGCACCGAGCUUGCCUCUCUCUGUCAGCGAACGAUUCCUCCAAAGACUACUAGCCAAAUACCCCAGAGGCAAGAUAUGGAGCUACGACGACGAAGAUAUCUACGAGGGCUUGAUUGAUUCUCCUAGGACUGCAGAUUUCGUGAACCGGAGGGGCGAACGCUGGAGAGAAAGAAGAUUAAUUCGCACUCUCUUUCCCGGCGCGCGCAGUCUAGCUCUCGUGGGUAUGUGGGAUCCGCACCGCAGCAGAUGGUUUGCAGGAAGCAUACUUUGGACUUGUAAUCCGACACGUAUUCUCUCGACUGACAGCGAACUCAACUACAUGACCGCAUUUGGUCAAUCAGUGAUGUCGGAGAUUGCCAGGAUUGACGUCAAAAUGGCGGAUAGGGCGAAAGCGACGUUCAUCAGCUCAAUAUCUCAUGAGUUGCGAACUCCUUUACAUGGAAUCAUGGGUAGCUCUGAGUGUCUUCAGGGUACGCCUCUGGACGCUUUCCAGUCCAGCUUAAUCACCACUAUCGAGACUUGUGGAAAAACUUUGCUCGAUACCUUUGAUAACUUGCUAUCCUAUGCGAAGAUCAACAAUCUCAGUAACACAAACCAUCGGAGACCUUCUGUCUCUUCAACACGAAACGAACUACAUCGAAAUGGGGCCGAAACCGCGCAGAGUCCUGUGGACCUAAGCAUACUGGUUGAAGAAGUGGUCGACACGGCCUUUGCAGGGCACGAAUUUGUUCGCGUCACACCUCUAAAGACUGGAAACACUGCUCAAGGAGUUGUAACUUCACACCCCACGAGGGGGCUCGAAGCACUCACUGUUCUCCUCGAAUAUGACACGACUUCGGAUUGGGUGUUUACAACCCAAGCUGGUGGUUGGAUUCGCAUCAUUUUAGAUCUUGUCGGAAACAGCCUCAAGUACACCGACAGAGGCCGCGUUACGGUGCGAUUAGACUCUAAAUCGCUACCAAGUCCGAUAUCCGAAGAAGACGUAGAAGUCAUUCUUACAGUAACAGACACUGGAAAGGGUAUGUCAGAAGACUUCCUAUCACAGAGCGUCUUCUCUCCUUUUGUGCAAGAAGACCCCCUAUCGCCUGGUACUGGAUUGGGUCUCAGUAUUGUCAAGCAAAUCGUCACCAGUAUGGGUGGUAGUGUGACUGUGGAGAGCAAGCAGGGCGAAGGAACUCAAUUCUCUAUUGCAGUGUGCAUGACACGCGCCGACCACUCUUCAGAGCCAGACAAGUCCUCCGCUACAUCCGACAUCGCUGGUAUGCUACGAGGAAAGCGGUUGAACAUGUUCAUACCAGAGGGCGAACAUGACGACACCCAAUUCAUCGAUCUCUGUAGCAAAUGGUAUGGCGUACCUGUUCGAUGCACUCCAGAGCCAGAGGAAGCGGACCUACACAUCGUCCUGAAAAAACACACAAACGCACUGGUCAAGCAACUUGCUUUCAAACCUGCAAGGCACAAUCCUAUUGGUACAAGUCCGGUCGUCGUGUUGUGCAAGGAUAUCGCUUCUGCGAACGCUCUUCAGUCUUACAAGUCUAUGGCCGCCAUCAGCCCUCAUAUGGAGUACAUAGCACAACCUUUGGCUCCAAACAAGGUUGCUAAGACAUUAGCUCAGUGCCUGGAGCGUUCGGGUCGUCCAACAGCGGACGAUGCAGUAACUCCUCCAUUACCGCUCUCCCGAGCCACUAGCAUUUCAUCUCAACGUCCACGAGACCAACGAGCCAGCUCCACCAUCUCACAAAACAGCACAAAUUCCAAUCCCGAGGUAGUACUCUACACACCGAUGGAGGAGAAAACACAGGAAAUGCUCAUGGCCAAGGUACGACAAAGCGUCGAGGUCAAUCGACAAGCUGAUGCACUUGAAGCUCAGAAGCAAGCUCUUAUGCCUAGUGUCACAUCUCCUGUUCCGGGCGUGUCAGUCUUGCUCGUUGAUGAUAACAACAUCAACCUGAACCUGUUGGCUACUUUCAUGAAGAAGCAACGACACGCUUACGACACUGCCACCAAUGGUCUUGAAGCUUUACAAGCGUAUCAAGCUCAUACUGAUCCGACACGUCUUCCAAAAGAUAGCGAGAACUCACUGCUUCUGCAAAAUCAGCCCGAAUUGACGGCGCAGUCAUUCGAUUUCGUCCUCAUGGAUAUCAACAUGCCCCAAAUGGACGUGAGUACCAACACUUGCAUUUAUGUGUCCGCCCUUGAAUCUCAGCUAACCAGUAUCUCCAGNGGUCUCGAAUCGACUCGUCGCAUACGUGCUUUUGAACGCGCAAAGGGCUUGCGACCUGCAGUCAUUGUGGCUCUUACUGGCAUGGCAUCUGCCAGUGUACAGCAAGAAGCAUUCGCAAGUGGCGUCGAUCUCUUCUUGACGAAACCAGUUCGGCUAAAAGAGCUCACGAAGAUUUUUGAAGAACAUCAGAGA
This is a messenger RNA of Aureobasidium uvarum, 3766 nucleotides long. NCBI's taxonomy places the organism in Eukaryota, Fungi, Ascomycota, Dothideomycetes, Dothideales, Saccotheciaceae. The record is from the annotation of a GenBank genome assembly.